GACUCGGAGCUAUGCUGCCAGAAUGACCGGCAUGGAUGAUAUUGACAAUUCUUUGACUGCGCAGAUGACAGAUGUCGAGAAACACUUGUUACAGAGUCAGGCUGUUUUGAAAGUCAGAGGAAAGAGAGGAAGACCAGUUCCAGUAAUUAUUCCCUCUGAUGCCAAGCUCCCUCUUGACUUCAUCGCAACCAAAGAGAGACGCAAUGAAGCAGGAAUAAAUCCAGACAAUCCGUACCUCUUUCCAAAUUCAGCCUUUUCAUAUGCAAGAGGAUACAGUUCUCUGAAAACAGUGUGUUCAGAAUGUUCAUUGGCUGCCCCUGAAAGAAUAACCAGUGUGACCAUGAGGAAAUACACAGCAACAUUAUCUCAGAUGAUGAACUUAACAAACAACCAACUUGAUUGGGUAUGUAAACACCUUGGUCAUACCCAAGGUGUACACAAGACAGCAUACCAACAGAUGUCGGAUGUUAUUGAAAAGGUCUACAUCAGCAAGCUGAUGCUCAUUCAAGACCUAAACCUUACUAACAAAUACCAGGGAAAGGACCUGGAAAACGUUGAUAUUAGAGAUAUAGUGUAUGCAAAUGAGGCUGCUGAUGAGGAUGUUGAUGAGGAUAUAGCUGAUGGAGCAAGAGCUCAUGUUCAUGACGAUGUGCAAAUUUCUGCAGAUGAAGAUGAAAUCAAUAACUUAUCAGGCGAUGAGUCACAGAGUGAAAAAUCCUCUGAUGAAGAACCCCAGCCAGCAGAAAAACGAAAAAAAACUGCAUUUCACAGGAAGCGCUGGACACCUAAGGAGGAAGAAGAGAUCCAUCUCUAUUUCAAAUCUUACAUUCAAUCAGGAACUACCCCGAGAAGGGAUGCAUGUGAGAAGGGCAAACUUAAAAGCAAAAAGCACAAUGGUGAACUCUACAAGCGGGAAAAUCAUCUUAUUAUUAAAAAAAUAAGUGCUAUGAAUCAUGCUAAAAAAAGGAAAGUUUCCACAUGAUAUCAUAGUGUAAUGGUACUGCACUUGUGUGUGUAGAUUUUUUAUUUAUCCGUUAGAAGCAAGGUUUUCUGGAUGAUGGCCUUAAUAACUGCUCAUUAUAUUUGGACUAUUUGCUCAUGUUGGAUUGGAGUUGAUAGGACUUGCCUUUCUGUAAAGAACUAGCCUUAAACGAUGGACUCAACUCUUGCCAUAUUUUGACAAAAUAUGGUAUCACAAAUUGGUUGUUUUACUUUUUCAAUAUUAUAAUACUAGUCACUCAUGUUUGGUAAGAACACUGUCAUAAUGGACAUUUUUGUGCUGAGGUUUUGUACUUGUGUCUAUAUUUAAUGCUACAAACACAAAAUUUCACAUACAGAAUUUCUCUUACACUUUACUAUUAAUUGGGCUUCAUUUAGCUAUUUUGAAGUUUUCAUGUAUUCAAGCUGUCAUAACCAAACAUGGAACAUUUUUUGUAUGGUCAUCCAGACACAAAUAAAUUCAGAUUCUGAAUUUAACCUCAAGUUUACUGUGAUUGGGCUGAAUUGUUGUUGAGCUUUAUUUCCAUCAAAGUAUUUAAGCUGUCAUAGCCCAACUUUAAUUAUGCUUAAAUGUGUAUAUGGUCAUCCUAAACACACAUUUCAGAUUCUAUUGAUUAAUUUUGUUAUGUUGAAGUUUUCCACUUACUUUGUUGUUGAGCUUUAUUUCUUAAAGCAAACCUGAGUUAAAUUUAGGUAUGGCCUUUCCAUCAACAGAAUUUCAUUUGUGGUUUAACUGAAAUGCUUGGUGAACCAAACUUGAAUCAAACAUGUUAAUACAGUCAGCAAAUCUUGGAUCUCUAGGCAGAUUUGGGGAUUUCUGAAAUGGAACAUCAUGAAGUUAUAUCUUUUUGGAUAAAAAAAAACCCGAUAGAUUUGGGAGAUUUUGAGAAAUAAAUGUAUAUUGAAAUUUUGGUCUUUUGAUUAAGAUAAAAAUUCAUUAAUACAACAUGUUUUCUCAUCGUUAUGAUAUAGAGAAUGGACAUAUAAAUAUGUGUUAAUUCUUGUGUUGAUUAUACGACUAUAUUCUAGACAAAAUGUAGGCAAGUUUGUGUAUUUGUCAUUUUGAUGAUGACACUAUAAAUUCAAGAUGGAAGAAAGCAUCUGUUUGGUGUUAUGCAUCAUUGUUUCAGUUUUUCUUCUCGUUUUAAUUGCUUUGGCACUUGCAAUUUAUAUUACUAUUGUGAGGGUUUCAAAUAACUGGACUAGAAUGUUUUUGUCCUGGAAUAUAGACAGAAAUUUAAACUAGGUGAGUAUUAUAUGGUUAUUGUCCGUUUUGUCCAUUAUUGUUGUAUAUAUCCACAUUGAGAGUCUAAUUGGUGACAGGAAGUCAUGAAUGUCACAUGAUUCUGGCUGUAUACAUCAUAACCUAGCUGUAGUUUUUUCAUGUGGACAAAAUGGAGGAAAGUUUGGUGUAUUUGUCAUUUUGAUGAUGACAUUGUGACUUAGUAGUAACACAAGCAAUCGGUAUAUGAGUUUUCUCAUAGGAAAAUUGAACUUCUCUGUCAACACUUGUACAGUAACAUUAGUUUUGUUUUAAAUGUUGGGCAAUAUUUGGAAUGUUUGAGGUUUUCUUUGCUUCCUGUUUCUACUUCAGGCUUAUUCUUUCGUAUAUUCUUCAGGUGAAGGAUAUUAACUGUGUUAUUGUCACUCCGAGGGAAGGAAGAGAAUGUUUCGGUCUGAAAUUUUAUUGCAUUGAACACGCUGAAAGAGUUACUACCUAUUGCUGUUUGCACCAAAUUCCUUUCAGCUGUGAUUAGGUUUACAUCAUUAAACAUACCAAGAAAGUAAAUAUUGGUAAGCAGCUGGGAAAUAUUUUAUUUGUGGUGACCUUUUUUUGGAUUCAUGUAAUGAUGAAUGCUGACGGUUAUUCUAAUAAUAUCCCAUGUGGUCUUUUGCUCUUUCAUUCUGAUAUUCAGUAUGCAGAAGCAUGUGCCUUUUGUUCUGACUUUGACAUAGAUGUUUUGGAGUUGUUCAUAAAUGGUUCAAACUGUUUGAUAUUUUUCUCUCCUGGAGAACUUUUUGCGUGUAUUUUCUUCUGUGAUCUUCAUAAUUUCACUUUCACAAAAUAUAUUUCAUGAAAUGAGGCAAGGUAUAUAUACAAAGUUCCAGUUAGGAAUAUAAAAAAAAAGUGACAUUUUAUCAAUGCAAUUGAGAUGCAUUGAAGCUUUUUGCACCAAAUCCUUUCAAAUGUGGUAAGGCUAACAUUACAGCAAAUUGGUUUUAUACUUCUGCUUUAUGUUUGUCAAUUUGUGGUUAACAUUCAAGUAACAGUUUUGGAUGCAAUUUUUUUAUACCAGGUAGACUUGCUGCUUCAUUAGGUUUGCUACUAAAGAUCACUUAAUUUUUGCAUGUGUAUAAUUUCGGAAAAGGUAAAGCAUUGUCCUAUUUGGGAGACAUAAUUUUGCAGGUACUAUACUUCAGCAAAAUUGUAUUCCCAAGGAAUUUGAAGUCACGAAUGAUUCUGCUACAGAAUUAACGCAAAAUAUAAUCCCAUGCAAAAAAUAAGUAAUUUACAGUAUAUUAAAAUCAAAGUUGUACAGUAAUUCAACUGCACAUCUUUUGUGCAUGUUUUGUUGAUAUAUUGCUGUUUUAAUACAACCUUUUGAAUCUGUUUUCCUUGUAAACAUGGUUGCAAGGUGGGUUUCAUAUAUGUAUUGAGUUUGACAUUAGAAAGAACAAGUACAGCUUUUAAUUAUGUUUUAACUACAUUUUAUGUGUAGAAAGCUUUAAAAAAGCGUUGUUCUAUUGUUGAUAAAGCAUGAAAAUGGUAAAGAAUGUAAAGGACUGGUCACACAUUGUAGUGGAAGCUGGCAAAAAUUUUGCAAUAUGAAGCAUCAUGUUAUGAUGUACGCUACAGAUGAGGUUUUAUGUAGGAUGUGUACAAUAUAAAUGGCAUUUAAUGUAUAUAUUCUAUACUCUGAAUGUUAAAUUCUUUUAAAAUUGUGGUAGCUAUUGAAAUCUAGGUAUGGCUUAUAUUUCAUGACAUACUUUUAAAUUGUUCACAAUAGUUGACUUAAAGUUGAACUAAGGUUGUCAAACCACCCAGAUUUCACUUACUGGUUGAUCAAGAGUUAUUUGUAAUUGUAAAAGACUGUGUAAUUGGUUAGACAGACUGAAGUAAAUUAUUUCAAAGGAAUAAUGUAGGUAAAAAUGAUUCAAUACAGCCAUUGAGUAAUUAUUUCACCAACUGGUGAAAAGACCUAUUGUUUUUGUUAUGUUUCUUAUUCUGCUUCUUAUUAUUUUUCUUCCAAAUUUUGUCUGUUCCAAAUCUUUUAAACGGUAAACUAUAGGAAUAAAAUCUUUUUAGCAUAUUGUUAGCACAUAUCACUUUAAAAUCUGCACAGGAUUUUUAUGGUGCUGGUAGCAACUCUCUCUUAAUGGCUGCUAACGAGAAAGUCUGGACACCAUUUUUCUUGCAAAAUUACAGUAUCAUAGAUUGGUUUUAUUGAUAGAUAGUUUGUAGGUUUAAGCCAGGUACUCAGUUCUUUACUAUGAAUUGCUUUUUGGUCUUCCAACUAAAUAAACAUACAUGGUUGUAUCAAUGAUAUGUUUACAUGUGUAUGUAUCCAGAAUGUUCAUCAAGUCUCAAAGGUAACUGAUGCAUCACAUUACAAAUAGCAGCCCCCAGUCCUCAUUAAAUAAUUGAAAUGAAUUGUUAAAAUUUGUGUACUUAGAUAUUGUGUGAAAUGAGUUUUCAUACAUUAAAAUGUUGUAUUUUGA
Molecule: messenger RNA, 4719 nt
Organism: Pecten maximus
Lineage: Eukaryota; Metazoa; Mollusca; Bivalvia; Pectinida; Pectinidae
Biological process (GO): DNA integration; DNA recombination
Molecular function (GO): DNA binding
Source: RefSeq, a predicted model, not a curated record